Molecule: messenger RNA, 966 nt
Organism: Penicillium olsonii
Lineage: Eukaryota; Fungi; Ascomycota; Eurotiomycetes; Eurotiales; Aspergillaceae
Source: the annotation of a GenBank genome assembly
AUGAUUCCAAUCCCCGAAUGCCUCGCCGACAUGGGCGAGGAGGUGGUAGACGUGGAAGAGGGUGCGCCAGCCCAAAUACCAAGGAUAGCUAUACGAACUAACGCGCCUAUAGAAGCAUUUCUCCUCUUUGCCCAGGAGGUUCCAAGCAAUAAUCUGGGGAUGAUCGAUCCUCGUGCCCCAGCAGUCGAAGUGGCCAUCAGUGACAAGGAAUUCACCAUCCAUCAAUCCCCAUCAUUGCUCUCCUCGCAUCGAGCCGGAGGCACAACUGGCGCCGUCCUGUGGAAAAUCACCCCCCGCUUCGCAGAAUGGAUCACCAGUCCCAAAAACCCUCUCUGGGUACACGGUCUCCUCGAUCAAUCCUCAACUGUCGUCGAGCUGGGCACUGGGAUCUCAGCGCUGGUCGCUCUUAGCCUUGCCCCAUCCCUACACCAUUAUAUUGCAACCGAUCAAGAAUACGUGCAUAAAUUAUUUAGGACAAAUGUCGACGCCAAUGCGUCCACUUCUGCCGCGCCAGCCACCUCGAACAAGAAAGGCAAAAGCAAAAGCUCCAAGGCCAAACCCAAGCCCGCGAACCCCGUGACUAAUAUCUCUUUCACGACGCUCGAUUGGGAGACUGAUCAGGCGGGCUCGUUGAAAGAAGAAUGUCUCGACUCCGUCGACGAAGACAAAGGUUUCGAUCUCCUGCUCUCCUGUGAUUGUAUCUACAACGAGGCACUGGUGGCGCCGUUCGUGCGUACCUGCGCAGAGAUAUGUCGGCUCAGACCGGCCUAUGUCGAGGGCGAAAUCCCCUUCCGUAGACCGACGGUAUGCAUAAUUGCGCAGCAGCAAAGAUCGCCCGAUGUGUUUGAGACUUGGUUACGGGAGACUAUGCGCGAAUUCCGUGUUUGGAGAUUGAGUGAUGAAGUGCUAGGGGAGGGUUUGAGGAGUGGGUCUGGGUACUUGGUGCAUUUGCUUUUGGUGAAGUAG